AUGGGACAGAUUCUAUCACAACCAAUUACUGAGAAAGACUCAGAGGAGGGUCAUGACAAAUACUUGGCAUACGGGUUGUCAAGCAUGCAAGGUUGGAGAAUCAAUAUGGAGGAUGCCCAUGCCACAGUUUUAGAUUUGAAUAAAUUUUCUGAUCAUGAUCAUGAUGAUGAUGACGAUGAUGACGAUAAAGCGAAUCAGGACGACGGUAAAAAAGAAGCACUGGAUAAAGCCGAGAAUGACAAGUCUGAUGGUAUUAAGAGUGAGUCGAAAGAGAAUAGUCAAGAAAAUGCAGACUACGUCGCGUUCUUUGGUGUAUAUGACGGUCACGGAGGAGAAAAAGCUGCUAUAUUUACUGGUGAACAUUUGCACAAAAUCAUAAGAGCCACUUCUCUGUAUAACGGAAAGGAUUAUGUCAAUGCGUUGAAACAAGGCUUUUUAGAUUGUGAUCAAGCUAUCUUGAAGGAUAUCUACAUGCGUGAUGAUGAUAGUGGGUGUGCAGCCACUACGGUACUCAUCACUCCAGACCGCAUCUACUGUGGUAAUGCUGGUGACUCGCGUACGAUUAUGUCAGUCAAUGGUGUGGCCAAGGCAUUAUCAUUUGAUCAUAAACCAUCUUUGGAAGGGGAAAAGUCACGUAUAAUGGCUGCAGGAGGAUAUGUCGAUGCAGACAGAGUCAAUGGGAACUUGGCUCUUUCGCGAUCGAUUGCCGAUUUCGAAUUCAAAAAAUCAGUUGAUCUCCCACCAGAAGAACAAGUUGUCACAUGUUACCCCGAUGUCAUCACACAUACAAUCAACUUGGACGAGGAUGAAUUUGUUGUGUUGGCAUGUGAUGGUAUUUGGGAUUGUAUGCACCCUCAACAAGUUAUUGAUUUUAUAAGAAAAGCAAUUCGUGAAGAAAAAGAUCUUGAGAAAAUUUGUGAAGAAAUUAUGGAUCUUUGUUGUUCACCAACUUCCGAUGGUUCCGGUAUAGGGUGUGAUAAUAUGUCGAUAAUUAUUGUUGCCUUAUUACGUGAUGGUGAAGGUAUUGAAGGAUGGCAAAAGAGGAUAACCGAACGAAUUGGUGACAAGGAUUUCGGGGAUUCGUUUUUGAAACCAGAACAUCCAAGGUGCGGUAGAAUCGAAGAUGGAGGCGAGGAAGAAGAACCAGAAUCCGGGGCUACUAUAUCAUUAGAGCAAUUGUUGUCAGGAAAUGCAGUAACAACGGAGAACGGGGUUGUUUACUUGGAUACAGCCUCAGCCCAGUCUUUGUUGGAGAGAUUUAAAUAG
Molecule: messenger RNA, 1266 nt
Organism: Lodderomyces parapsilosis
Lineage: Eukaryota; Fungi; Ascomycota; Pichiomycetes; Serinales; Debaryomycetaceae
Gene: PTC2
Product: type 2C protein phosphatase
Exons: 1
Coding region: 1-1266 (421 amino acids)
Biological process (GO): protein dephosphorylation
Molecular function (GO): cation binding; protein serine/threonine phosphatase activity
Source: RefSeq, a predicted model, not a curated record